UCAAUCAUAAGUAGCAGUAAAAAAUAUCUGGAAUUAGCUUUUAAAAAUAUGUAAUACGAAUUAAGUAAAAAUAUUAUAAUAUUGUCAUUUAUAAAAAGAAUAAUUACAUAGAAUAUAAUAAACUUAUAUUUUUCAUUUUUCAAAUGCUUUUAAUUUUUAAAUGCAAAAGAAAUCAAUCCUUUGAGAAUUGUGAUUGUAUUUGUGAAUAUUUAAUUAAUUAAUGGUGAUUCCAUAGCAAAUGAAUAUUUGCAUGCUGCAGUUAUGUGCUUCCAUUGUGAAAACAUAAUUGUUUUAUGGUGAUAAUAUGUCAAAAUCAAACAUAAGGAAGAUAACGGUUGACCCUACGAAAUGUAAUACAGACUCUCGUCGACCAAGUGUAUUUGAGAGGUUGGGGACUAAACCAGCAGUUACUGCCGGCCAAAAUUCAUCGGAUUAUUGUAGAAACUGGGCAUUAAACGGCAGCUGUUCAUAUGGAAAGAAUUGCAAAUAUGCAAAUACUCACACAUUAAUAAGUCCGUCCAAGCGUGCCAAAAAGGAUAAUGCUAUUGCAAGUACAACUGGACUUAUUGAAGAUCCAUUUAAAAGGCUUACUUCUAAGAUCGUAAAAAAGGCAUCACAUAGUCCUGAUUUAAAUUUAGAAGAGUGGAAUCAAACAGAUUUGGAAUACGAAGACGAAAAAGUAUUAGAGAGACGUAGACAGUUAUUGCAGCGUGAAUUAGAAUUACAAAUGAAGAAAGAUAAAGAAGUUCAUGGAAAAGAUAAAAUAAGACAAAAGAAAAAAGCUAUGACUUCUUCCUCUAGUUCACAUACUUCAAGUACAUCUAGCAGUAGUAGUAGUUCUAGUAGUGAAGAUUCAUCUUCUAGUUCAACAUCUGAUUCACGUAAAAAAAUAAAAAAAAUUAAAUCUAAGCGACAUCAUAGUGGAUCUACUGAUUAUGAUGAAGAUAAAGAAAGAAGACGAAAAUUAAAAUUAAAAAGACUUGGAACAAAAAAUGAAAAACCUUCAAUCAAAAAGAAACGUAAAUUUGAAAGUAAUUCCACAAAAAAGGAAAUUAGUGUUAGAACAGCAAAAAAAUAUAGUUCAUCUUCAGCAUCAAAAAAACAUUCUUCUACACCUCGUACAAGAUCACCAGCAAUACAAGUAUCCACAACAGUAACAUCAACAACAACCUCAGUAUUAGGCUCUUCAGUAUCUGUGCCUCAUCAUGGAACAUCCAAUAAAGUUAGAGAAAGAAACAGAAGUGAAUCUCCAAAAAUUCUAAAAAGCAGAGAUAUGGAAAAAGAAGAUAAACAUUAUAAAAAAAUACGUGAUAUAGAUGAAUUAUCUAAAGAUAAUGUUAAAAAUAAACCUUUUGAUAAAAUUAAAGAACAGGAUAAAGAAAAAAGUCGUGCAAUAGAUGAAAAAAUUAAAACAAACGAAAGAUUAAAAGCAAAAUGUAAAGAUAAAGAUAUACGAUCUAGAACAUCUCCAACAUCUGAAAGAUCAAAACAUCAGCAUUCGAAAGAAACGAUUUCAACUAAAACUCGCCGUAGUCGUACACCCGAAAAGUCAUCAAGAUCUAAACGAGAGUUUACGCCAUCAAAAACUCAAGAUAGACAACUUUCUACAAACAGAUCUCGAGAUACAGAAAAAAAAGAUCGUGAAUCACAUAAAAAUGAUAAAACUAAAGAUAGAGAAGAUAUACGAAAAAAUGAACAAAAUAGCAAAACCAGACAGAUAUCGAAUCAAGAAGAAAGCCAUAGAAGAAUCGGUAAAGAAUUUGACGAUAAAACUUAUUUAGGUGAUAAAACUCGACAAAAGAGCAGAGAACGUCGUGAUAAAGAGCACACGAGAGAUGAGCGUGGGCAUUCAAGACUUGCUCGAGAUCAACGUGAUGGUCGUGAUAAAGAUAAAGAAGAUUUACAAGAACGUUGUCGCGAACGACCACGGGAAAGAGAUAGAGAUCGAGAUAGAGAUCGAGAACGUGAUCGCGAACGAGACAGAGAUCGAGAUCGAGAUCGUGAUCGCGAUAGAGAUCGGGAUCGUGAUCGAGAUCGAGAUCGUGAUCGAGAUCGUGAUCGUGAUAGAGAAAAAGAAUCAAUUAAAUCAAGAGAUAGAGAUGUACCAUCUUUAGUUUCAGCAUCGAUAAAUUUAACAGCGGAUAAAAAUACACGUUAUAGUCGGGAUAAAGAACGAUUAAUAAUGAAAGAUAAUAUUUUUGAAAAAAAUGGAACUCGAGAACGUAGAAGCGAUAGAGAAAGAGAACGAUCUGAAACAAAAACUCUUUCUGAUAGAGACAGAACGUCACAGCGUAUUGAUAAUAGAUAUGAUCGAAAUACUGUAGAUAAGGAUACAUCAGUUCGUAAAACUGGUGUAAAUUCACCUAGAGAUCGCGUUGAUCGUUUUCCGCGAGAAAGAUCUUUAGAUAGAACAUCGUUGCUUGAUAAAGGUACGCACAAUGUACCCCCAUUAUCACAAGCAUCUUCUUUACCAGUCGUUCAAUCUUCUAUAGCAUCUUCAUCAUCUUCAUCUGCUCCACCUACAUUAUCAAAUUCGCGAGAUAAUUUAAUUGAUAGAAUAGAUGUUACACAUUAUGAUCGUGAAAGACAUAGACGAUUCAGCACAAGAUAUGAUCGAAAUCAUACAUCUGAGCAUGAUCAAUCACGCAUUACGCCAACCAAAGUUGAUCGGUUAAUCGAAAGACGCGAAAGCAGUCCGCGACGAACAAUUGAAAUCGACAGAAAUUAUAAUAGAAAUUACGGACGUUUAUCAGAACAUUGGGAUGAACAGGAGGAAGCAUCUUCACAUUUAGAUUAUCGUGAUCACCAUGUUCAUGAAGAUGAUAGAAGAAAAACUGUUGAUGGAAGAAGAUAUGAUAGUCCAUUUGAUGAAAGACGUGGAAUUCGUGAAGAAAGAUCUCGAGAAUCUAGAUAUGUUGUUCAAACUACUGAUAGAAGUUCCUUUGAUGAUCAUCGGCAUCAUCAUCAUCAUCAUAGACAUCCACUUUAUUCUGGAGAAAAAUUAAGAAGUAACACAUCUAUUAGAGAUGAAAAUGUUUCCAAUGAUGAUUGGGAUAAUCAUCAUCGUGAUGUAGAACAUACUCGAGAGCGAACUUAUGGUCCCGUUGAUUGGGAAGAAAGAGAAUGGCGAGUGAGAACAUUAUGGGAUAAUAGAGAUAGUCUUCCUCGAUCAGAAGUACAUGAUGAUGACUGGAAUUCUCGAUAUGAUAAUUCUGUAUCAGAUUGGAAAUCAAGCGAUUCUCGAAAAUGGGAUAAUCAAUCAGUGCAUAUUCGAAGUCACUAUAGAAAUGAUCGAUCUAAGGAAUUAGAAAUAGCAGAAUCCACAUCACAUAAUAAAAGAAGAACUUAUAAUAGUUCUGAAACUAGAGAUGAAUGUAUAGUUCAUAAUUCUAAGCAAGCAUCUUUAUAUGGUAGUAUGAAAGAAGAACCUAUUAAUAAAAAGUUAAUGGAAUUAGCAGAAGGUAAAUUAUCUAUAACUCGAGAAAAAUCUACAGAUACUUUUCAAAAAAAAACUAUCUUAAAAGAAAAAUCUGAAACAAAAGAAAUUGUUACAUCUGAUUCAAAACGUACUUGCAUUGAUGAAUCUUUACAAACACUUCAUACUGAGAGUGAUCUCAGUGAUAUUAGUGAUGAUCCAGAUGAUAUAUUAAACAUGGAAGAUAUCACAGAUAUAGAUAUAAAUAAAACGAGAGUAACGAAAAGAAAUCCCGAUAUUAUACAACGAGAUGGUCAACCAAUAAGUCAAGAGGCAGAUCUUUCAUCUCCAAAAGAAACUAUAGAAGAAACAGUUUUUAAUACUAAAGGAAAAGAUAAUAAUGACACAAUAUCAUUUAGAAAUAUGGAAGAUGAAAAUAUGGAAACUAUGGACUUUGAAGAAAUUUCUGAUGGUGAAUUAGAAGAGGAUAUUAAAACGAGUGGUAAAGGUUUGGGAGAUGCUUUAGGAGUUGAUUGGGAAAGUCUCGUUAAAGAAACGCAAUCCCGUAAAUCUACAUCAUGUAAUCAAAAUUCAGAAAAUCGUUGGCAAUGCAAGGCAAUUCUGCAUAGAAUUGGUGUUUCUGCGAAAUAUGCAGGUGAAGAUGUAAUGAAAAAACUGACAAAAAAAUAUGGAAAAGACGAUCAUUCGGAAUUUUUUCUUCACAAUGUUGCAUUUAUGCACACAGCACUUACACGAAAUCAUUUGCUGCGUGACUUAAACAAUGAUACGCUAUCUAUGGUAGAUGAUUUUCUGUAUAGGAAUAAUAAUGUAAAUAUUGAUGAGGACGUAGAUUACGAUUUAGAAGUUUUAAGACCUUGUACAGCUUUAUAUGAAGAAGCAAAAUGUUUAUUAGAACAAGCUGUAUGAAACAUUUUUUUUAUUUAUAGGACAUGAUUUUUAGAAUUGCACUUUGCUACUACAUUAUAUUAUAAAACAGUAUAGAGCACAAGUGCAUCAUUUUGUUACUUGCUAGUCUAGUUCAGCUAUUUAGAUAUUUUCUGCUGCAAACUUAACCAUCUAUGGUGCAAUGUAAAAAGAGAUUAAAUUGAUACCUUUUUCUUAA
Molecule: messenger RNA, 4538 nt
Organism: Apis mellifera (honey bee)
Lineage: Eukaryota; Metazoa; Arthropoda; Insecta; Hymenoptera; Apidae
Product: zinc finger CCCH domain-containing protein 13
Exons: 10
Coding region: 305-4342 (1345 amino acids)
Cellular component (GO): RNA N6-methyladenosine methyltransferase complex
Molecular function (GO): metal ion binding
Source: RefSeq, a predicted model, not a curated record